AUGUCAUUAUUCUACGUGGAUGUGACUAUACUUUCUAUUUUAAUUCUUCAUGUCAUUGAUUUUAGUUUUGAGGAGUCCCCAAGGCAUGAUGCAUAUGUGCCCAAGUUUGAAGCUGAACUAGCUCAGUUUUGUGAGAAAUUGGUGAUGGAUUUAGAUAGAAGAGUAAAGCGUGGGCGAGAACGCCUUGCUCAGGAGGUUGAACCUGCACCGGCACCUCCACUGUCAGCGGAAAAGUCUGAACAGUUGUCUGUUCUGGAGGAAAAGAUAAAGAACUUGCUGGAACAAGUUGAGACCCUUGGUGAAGCUGGAAAGGUGGAUGAAGCUGAAGCACUCAUGAGAAAGGUGGAUAUGCUUAAUUCUGAGAAGACAGCCUUGGCUCAACACCCUCAGAAUGAUAAAGUGUUGAUGCUUGCACAGGAGAAAAAAUUGGCACCCUGCGAGAUAUGUGGUUCAUUUCUUGUGGCCAAUGAUGCUUUAGAGAGGACUCAGUCUCAUGUUACAGGGAAGCAGCAUAUUGGUUAUGGCAUGGUCCGAGAUUUUAUCACUGAGUACAAGGAAACUAAGGAGAAGGCAAGAGAAGAAGAAAGGUUAGCAAGGGAGAAAGAAGCAGAAGAACGGAGGAAACAGAGGGAGAAGGAAAAUGAGAGUAGAAGGAGAAGUAAUUCAAGUGAUAGGGACAGGUAUCGUGAUAGGGAUCAUGACAGGGAGUGGGACAGAUAUCAAGAACGCGAUUCAGAUCGUGAAAGGUCUAGAGAGUGGAAUGGCAGAGGUAGUCGGGAUGGAGGGAGAGGGGCGGAUUGGAGGUCCAGGAAUGGAAGAGAUGGGGGCAGGUCACGUUCCCUGUUAGACAUGUUGGCGUGGGUCCUAAUUUAG
This is a messenger RNA of Prunus dulcis (almond), 873 nucleotides long. RefSeq names its product luc7-like protein 3. Gene Ontology annotation, cellular component: U2-type prespliceosome; U1 snRNP. The transcript is spliced from 5 exons. The coding region runs from base 1 to 873 and encodes 290 amino acids. Lineage: Eukaryota; Viridiplantae; Streptophyta; Magnoliopsida; Rosales; Rosaceae. Gene Ontology annotation, molecular function: mRNA binding. Gene Ontology annotation, biological process: mRNA splice site recognition. The record is from RefSeq and is a predicted model, not a curated record.